Scutellospora calospora is the source of this 198-nucleotide messenger RNA. The record is from the annotation of a GenBank genome assembly. Lineage: Eukaryota; Fungi; Glomeromycota; Glomeromycetes; Diversisporales; Gigasporaceae.
AUGUCACUUAAAGAUCAAUUUUCUUUUGAUUUAAAAAUGAUUAUUGAUUUAUACGAAGAUAAAUUACUUUCAUUUGAUUCUAAUUUAAAAAUUUAUCAAUUACUUAUAGCUUCUACAAUAUUAGAACAGAAAAUUGGAUUAUAUAAACCUAAUAAUCCAUUAGCUCUUGAAUUAUUUGAACUAAAAUAUAUGAAUUAA